AAAACAGCCGCAAUAUCUCCAGAAAACACACAGGGCUCGUAGACUACGGUGCGCGAAUCUGAUAGAGGACGCAAGAGGAAGGAAGGUAAAUGGAGGGAAGAAGAGAAGAGAGAGGAAGAUAAAAACAGGGUGAAGACACCGAUAACUAUAUCUCCUCGCCUGAGGGAAAAAAAAUAAGCUAAAACGAAAAAGAAAACCGGAGGAACCAACCACUCCUCUCCCCUUUAUAGUUCGUCUGUUGUUAUUAAGGGGCGGGAAAUGUUUUCUCUCGUCCUAGACCUACACUAACGGAAAUCUGUACCGCUGGCAACUAUGGGAAACAGGACAGCCAGAGACUGAGAUACCUAACAGGCAACAACCCCCCAAAAAUCAACAAAAAUAAACAAGUUAUCGGAACCGUUUGGGAAUGCACAAGAGGGGACUGCGCUAGGAGGACUCAUAACAGACCGUUGUAAUAGCAUCGUGAAUAACCCAUUUGUCAUGGAGUUCCUAAACGACUCGUUGGUCAGUGGAUCAGACCUGGACCUGGACCUGAGAGCCCUCCACUUCUACAACGACUCUCUGCUCUUCCAGAACAACUUCAGCGGCGGGUACAACGAGACAGACGCCUUCCUGCCUGCCGGUGUCAAGAUCACCAUCGUUGCAGUCUACAUGAUGGUCUGCGUGGUGGGGCUUGUGGGUAACUGUCUGGUCAUGUACGUCAUCAUCAGGUACACUAAGAUGAAGACAGCCACCAACAUCUACAUAUUUAACCUGGCCCUGGCUGACUCCUUGGUUCUCGCUACCUUACCCUUCCAGGGAACAGACUUGUUCCUGGGCUUCUGGCCGUUCGGUAACGCCCUCUGCAAGGCCGUGGUCUCCAUCGACUACUACAACAUGUUCACCAGCACCUUCACUCUGACCGUGAUGAGCAUGGAUCGCUACGUGGCCGUGUGCCAUCCGGUCAAGGCCCUGGACAUGAGGACGCCCCACAAGGCCAAGGUGGUCAACAUCUGUGUGUGGGUCCUGGCGUCGGCGAUAGGGGUACCGGCCAUGGUGUUGGGAGAUGUGGAGGUUGAACAUAACAGUGUAGAGUGUAUCGUAGUCCUCCCAGACCCUCGUAGCUACUGGGACCCAGUGUUCGGCACCUGCGUUUUCCUCUUUUCCUUCCUCAUCCCGGUGGCCAUCAUCAGUGUCUGCUACAGCCUGAUGGUGAAGCGCCUUCGCAGCGUCCGCAUCCUGUCCGGCUCCAAGGAGAAGGACCGCAACCUGCGCCGCAUAACUCGCAUGGUCCUGGUAGUCGUGGCAGCCUUCGUGGUCUGUUGGACCCCCGUCCAGAUCAUGGCUCUGGCCCAGUCAUUGGGUUUCAACCUGAGUAGCCUCCUCACCAUGGCCCUGAUGCACUUCUGUAUCGCACUGGGCUACGUCAACAGCAGUCUUAACCCAGUCCUCUACGCCUUCCUGGACGAGAACUUCAAGAGGUGCUUCAGGGAGUUCUGCCACCCGGGUCCGUUCCGCCUGGACAGCCGGCAGCAGUCGGGUCGGAUGAGGAGCAUCGCCCGCGAGGUGGCCUACAAUUGCAAGACGGCGGAUGGGAAUACAAACCCCGCAUGACUAGGCGUGGAGCUGCCCCUGGUCUGCCAGGAACCCCAGAACAACCACCACCAAGGGACAGGGAACUCCAACAUGGAGCUCACCCAGAUCACUACCCUCUAGCAGCUUGUCGGCCCCCUGGGCUGGGGCCGAACGAGGACAGACCAAGGAAGAGGACUGGAGGGGGCCCAAGGCAGGGGCAGGGGCACUGUCCGAAUGGCCUGGUUGGGGCCGGAUCUAGGCCGGAGCUGUUUGGAGGCCGAACAGCAGUCUAACGGACCUUCUACUAGGGACUAAGGGGCUUCUCUGUGUCUUUAGUGAACAUGGAUGUUAUUUACAUGGAUGUCAUGUUGUCUUUAUUUAGUUGGUUUAAUCAUUUUCAGGUCGAUUAAGUUCAGAGUUUAGGUCUGUGUGCGUCAAGGACAAUUUCCGCGAAUGUCAACAGUUUUUGCUCACACUUAUCUCAACUCUGAGUCUGUUGAUUGGAUGAUUAAUUAUGUUGUCGUUGUCAUUGUUUUUCAUUAUGUUGUAUAGAUGCUUUUUUGUCUGUUUCUACGCUGUAGGUAAUUACUUUAAGUGGAUGUUAUUAGUUUAUUUCUGUUUUAUUUUGUUCGAGAGAGAAACAAUUUGUCUGAUUCCAUGGCCUUAAAUACCAAACAAAGUCUGUAUAAAUACUAUCCACUAUCCUGGAUAAAGUGUGUCAGUCCUUGAUGGUGCUGUACUGUAAGUUUCCUUGUUUGUUUUGUAUCACCUUGCAGGUGUUGUGUAGGAACGGGGCAACACAUCACAACAGACACUUGCUUGUUGAAGCCUUUAUUAUUCAUUGUUACGAUGAAAUAAUGGCAGAUGAUGAUGCCGCCUGAUGUUCCGUGUAUGAAUAUUUCUGCUUGUCGUCCUGUAAAAAUGAAGCAAAUAUAUUUUGUCUAUAAUUUGUUUGAAUCCAGGCUGCAUCACAUCUGGACGUGAUUGGGAGUCCCAUAGAGCGGCGCACAAUUGGCCCAGCGUCGUCUGGGUUUGGACGGUGUAGGCCGUCAUUGUAAAUAAGAAUUUGUUCUUAACUGACUAGCCUAGUUAAAUAAAGGUUAAAUAAAAAAAUUAUAAUAAUUACUCUGGAUACAUAACAUGGUGUUACCCUGGAUACAUAACAUGGUGUUACCCUGGAUACAUAACAUGGUGUUACCCUGGAUACAUAACAUGGUGUUACCGUGGAUACAUACCAUGGUGUUACCCUGGAUACAUAACAUGGUGUUACCCUGGAUACAUAACAUGGUGUUACCCUGGAUACAUACCAUGGUGUUACCCUGGAUACAUAACAUGGUGUUACCGUGGAUACAUAACAUGGUGUUACCCUGGAUACAUAACAUGGUUUUCCUCUAUAUACAGUGCCUUCAGGAAGUAGUCACACCCCUUUACUUUUUCCACAUUUUGUUGUGUUACAGCCUGAAUUUAAAAUUAAAUUGAGAUUGUUUUGUCACUGGCCUACACACACAAUACCCCAUAGUGUCAAAGUGGAAUUAUGUUUUUUGAAUGAAAAAAAAAACGGUAUUAAAAAUGAAAAGCUGAAACAUC
Molecule: messenger RNA, 3141 nt
Organism: Salmo salar (Atlantic salmon)
Lineage: Eukaryota; Metazoa; Chordata; Actinopteri; Salmoniformes; Salmonidae
Product: nociceptin receptor
Biological process (GO): sensory perception of pain; neuropeptide signaling pathway
Cellular component (GO): neuron projection; plasma membrane
Molecular function (GO): nociceptin receptor activity; neuropeptide binding
Source: RefSeq, a predicted model, not a curated record